UUCAGAGUGAUCUACAACGGAUCAUGUCUUACACGGGUGAAUAAUGCUAGGUUCAGAUUACCAACUGACACAACGGACUUCGUCAACUCGCCGAUCUCACGACUUCUACAACUGUCCAGUUGCCAGUCUGAGCACUCUUACAACACGAUUGUUCUCUUACGACCGAUUAAUUGUUGAUCUGAUCGCACCCGUCAUUGUUAUUGUUGGAGGUUCUUACGGGCUCAAGUAUUUUGCAGUAGUUCGCUAUGAGUUUAGGAAAGGCAAAAUGAUCACAUAUGAAGAAGGCAAGAAAUAUGGCCUCCAAGUUAAAAAGAAAGAAGACAAGCCUUCCUUAGAAUCCGAAUAUCUGUCACUCGAGCAGAAAGACAUGGAUAGCUGGAAGAACAUUCGGGGUCCAAGACCGUGGGAAGACUCGAAAUCUAUACAAGAUGAACAAAGACACUAGUUAAUAUACAUGUACUGUAUGUGUGGUUCAUCAACAGAAUCUUAACUGAUGCAGCUUGGUUCAUUGACAUGCAAUCAAAACUGAUAUUAUUAUAGAUUAAUGUACUCUCAUGUAACAUAAUUUCUCUUUUUGUUUUAAUAGCAUAAAAAAAUACUAAACAUUAACAGAUAUUAAAACAAAAUCAGCUUUUUCAAAGAUGGUGGCCUGUGAAAAAUUUAUAAGAGAAAAUUCAUUAACAAUUUUGACUUUUAGAGCUAUGUUUGAAGUACCUGUAAUUAUAUUGUAAUAUAAUUUUAAAAGUGUCAUAAUAUAGCUUGGACAAAAAUAUACAAAAAACUAAGGCACGGUUGUGUUUUUUAAAUGGCCGUUUUAAUAAUCAGGUGUCAGUUACUCAUUGUUUUCAGAGGACUGGAACAGUUAAAAUGAUAAAACAUAUAUAAAGUUAUUCCAGAAAAGGCUGCAUUGUAAUUGGAGGCAAUUGUGUUUCCACAAGACUAAUUUGGCAUCUGCAGUAACAAACACGACCCUUCGGUAGUACCCUAACAGCAUUUAGGUACCCCUCGACACUUGUAUGUGAUCUUAUCAUUUGUAUUUCAAGGCGAAAAAGAUUGUAAUGGUAUUUGUAUGUAAGGUCUUGGAUUGUAUUAAACUUCUGUAACUAGAAAAGUGUGGUAGUGUUUGUAUGGUGUGCUUCUACUGGUGGUAGUUACUAAACAUUUGAUGGCUUUUUGACACAGAGGACAUCUUGUUCGAAUCCCUCAUUUUCGAAGCCGAGGAGUCCAUUUCAUUUAGAGACCGAAGUGAGGACUGGGGCCUAAUUUAUAAAGCUCUCUUGGGCAACAUCGCAUCAUCCUUGCUAGUCUUUUAGCAUUGCACUGCGAGAUCGCAGUUGUGAAUGAGGCACCUGGUGUGUUAUUAAUACAAUAACUAAUAUAAUUAUAACCCAGUUGGAACCCUUAAUAGCUGAACCGCUCAACUCCUAACACUGAUACAUAGCUUCACUUUAUGGAGAGUACCACGGUCAACGAGCGAGUCACUCUUCACAGUCUUGUUUUGGCUUAGUAUGCAAUAAAUACAUCGUUUCUAUUUUAAGAAAGCUGGAAAAAUUCCAAUGCAAAUUGCUAUUGGAAAAUGUUUGUUUAAACAUUACUAAUGCACCUCAUGGUGUUUGUUUCAAGUGAAAUUAUGGUAAGAUAUGUUAUAUUUGUGUAUGAUGCCAAAACAAAGAGUGUGAAAGUGACCAACGUGAACCUUAGUAUACAGUAGUACAUAAACUUAUCUUUGUAGAGUAACUGUUGUGGACAUUUCUCCAUUAGUGACUGGAUAUUUGCACAGAGGUUUGAAUCUCCUCAGCAGAAGUUGAGUUGCUUGUUACAGAACAGUACAGCUGAAAUUUUGUUAAACAUUUCUUAUACCAAUAUAAACCUUUUGAAAAUAAAUGUUUUUACUAAA
This is a messenger RNA of Gigantopelta aegis, 1897 nucleotides long. RefSeq names its product cytochrome c oxidase assembly protein COX16 homolog, mitochondrial-like. Gene Ontology annotation, cellular component: mitochondrial inner membrane. The record is from RefSeq and is a predicted model, not a curated record. Bases 44 to 445 code for a protein of 133 amino acids. The transcript is spliced from 4 exons. Lineage: Eukaryota; Metazoa; Mollusca; Gastropoda; Neomphalida; Peltospiridae. Gene Ontology annotation, biological process: mitochondrial respiratory chain complex IV assembly.